Molecule: messenger RNA, 3234 nt
Organism: Rotaria socialis
Lineage: Eukaryota; Metazoa; Rotifera; Eurotatoria; Philodinida; Philodinidae
Source: the annotation of a GenBank genome assembly
AUGGAAGAAUGCUUACAUUUUUUUUCAACGGUCAAAGAUAAACAUGUGAUGAUGGUUACUAGCCACUCUUUUGCGUCACAAAUCAUUCCUAAGAUUCAUGAAUUUUCAGUACUUCAUUCUAUCUUUAUCUUCUGUGAAAGCAACGUCGUCAACAAACAUUGGAUUCAACAAUGGCCAAAAGCAAAAGGAUUUUUUACGAGAAUCGAUCAUAUCUAUGAUUCAAUUGAACAAUCUAUAAAACAACCAAAUCGAGAAACAGGGAUCAAUUUAGUUUCAAUCAAUGACGAUUCAUCAAAUCUUAAUACUAGUGAACUUGAUCAAUCAUUUAUGUACACUCAGUUAUUCAAAGAGAUUUUACUUGAAUUAGAAUAUGACGAAGAAGCUAUAAGAGAAUUCGUUGUUUAUUGUCGCGAGCAGUACCCUGAUGCAAUAUAUGAGUUGGGUAUUCUCGAUAGAUUUGAGAGAGAAUACAGCUGUCAAUCACCCGUUUGGUGGUAUACUUUCCCAUGUUUCAUCUAUGGCUUGCUGAAUGGAGCUCUACGAACUCAAGAGAUUGAAACAAUUAUCAAAAUGGGAUUUUUUAUUAAUGACCUGCAUCGGAAAAUUGAGAAACUUCAUUCAAACCAGAUGAAAAAUAACGGUGCGGAACCGUUUGUUGUUUACCGAGGACAAGGCAUAUCACAUAAGGAAUUCAUAAGGAUUAAGAAAAGUCAAGGUGGUCUUCUGUCAUUCAACAACUUCUUAUCGACGAGCAUCGACCGUGAUAUUUCCUACCUUUAUGCGGAAAGCAAUAGCAACGACGACAAUCUCACAGGAGUUCUCUUUCAAAUAACAAUAGAUCCAACUAUCUCAUCGGCGCCCUAUGCACGUAUCAACGCCGACAGCUAUUUCAAAGAUAAUGAAACAGAAGUACUUUUCUCGAUGCAUACCACUUUUCGUAUUGGUGAAAUUGAGCAGAUUAAUAAAAGUGAACGUCUCUGGCAAGUAAAACUCACACUAACAGCAGAUACCGAUCAGCUCCUGGCUACUCUCACCAAACGAAUACGAGACGAAACUGAUGGAUCAACUGGAUGGCAUCGCUUAGGCAAAUUGCUGAUACAACUGGGCGCUUUUGAUAAAGCUGAAGAGUUGUACUUAACAUUGCUUUGCCUAGAAUUAGAUGAGAAUCAAAAAAGGCAUUUUUAUCAUUGUCUUGGAGUCAUCAAGGAUAAUCAAGGUGAAUAUGAUGAAGCAAUUUCACUUUAUGAGGAGGCACUCCACAUAUGCGAACAAACGUUACCACCGGGACAUCCGAUUUACGCUGCUUCCUAUAAUAACAUCGCUUCAGUAUAUAUUAACAUGGAGAAAUACCCGGAGGCACUUUCGUUUGCCAAGAAAGCCAUUGAAAUCUGCGAAAAUGCUCUUCCUUCAGAUCAUCCUGACUUGGCAGCUGCCUAUAACAACAUCGGGGGACUGUAUUUUAGAAUGGGAGAUAAUUCAAAAGCAAUAUACUUCCAUCAGAAAGAUCUUGAGAUUCGGCAAAAAACACUACCUGUCAAUCACCCAAGUUUGGCAACCUCCUACAACAAUAUGGGUUUACUUCACAGCAAAAUGGGGGAAUACAGUAAAGCACUUAUAUUACAUGAAAAAGCGCUGGAUAUUCGUAAAAAGACAUUACCUUCAAACCAUCAGGAUUUGGCUCAGACUUUUCAUAACAUCGGUUCUGUGUAUGAAAAUAUGGAACAGUACUCGCAUGCGCUUUCUUUUUAUGAACAAUCCCUAACCAUCCGUGAAAAAGCACUGCCUCCAUACCAUCCCGAUCUGGCUGUUUCUUACAGGCAUAUCGGUUUGACAUAUAGUCAUUUGGGAGAAUACUCAAGAGCUCUUUUCUAUCAGAAGAAAACACUUGAAAUUCGUGAGAAAAUACAUGGGCCAAAUAAUUUGGAUUUAACUAUCCCUCUCAAUGAUAUUGGUUCGCUAUAUGAUAGUAUGGGGGAUUACUCGAAAGCACUUUCAUUUUAUGAACAAGCUCUUCGAAUCAGCCGAGAUGCAUUACCUCCAAAUCAUCCUGAUUUGGCUUCUACUUACAAUAACAUUGGUCUAGUAUAUGACAAUAUGGAGAAUUACUCGCAAGCGCUUGAAUUUCAUGAAAACGCAAUUAAAAUCCGAGAAAACAUAUAUCCUUCAAAUCAACGCAGUUUGGCUAUCUCUUAUAAUAACAUUGGUAGAGUUUAUUACAGAAUGGCAGAGUAUGCCAAAGCACUUUUCUUUCAUGAAAAAGCACUUGACAUCCGUCAAAAAACGCUGCCUUCCAAUCAUAUUGAUUUGGCUUCUUCCUACAACAAUAUCGGUUCAGUGUGUGAAAGCAUGGGAGAAUACUGCAAAGCACUUUCAUUUUAUGAACAAGAUCUUGCUAUUAGCGAGAUGUCUCUGCCUUCAACCCAUCCUGACUUAGCAAAUGCUUUAAACAAUAUAGGUUCUGUUUAUGCGAAUAUGGGAAACUACUCAAAAGCACUUGAGUUCAAUGAAAAAGCACUUGACAUUCGUCAACGAAAUUCGCCUCCAGAUCAUCUAGAUUUGGCUACUUCAUAUAAUAACAUUGGUUCAGUAUAUCAAAGCAUGAAAGAUUAUUCGAAAGCAAGAUCAUUUUACGAACAAUCUCUUAAAAUUUGUCAAAAAAGUCUACCACCGAAUCAUCAUGAUCUUGCCAAGGCGUACAACAAUAUCGGUUUGAUCUGCCAACAAAUGGGAGAAAAUUCGAAAGCAAUAUCAUUUCUUCAAAAAGCACUUGAAAUCCAUGAAGGAGCUAAGCAUUCAUACCAUCCUAGUUUGGCAACUUGCUACAACAACAUUGGCUUGGCUUAUAAGAGUAUGAACGAGUAUCCAACAGCAUUAUUGUAUCAUAAAACAGCAGUAGAAAUUCAAGAAAAAGUCCUACCAUCAAAUCAUCCAAAUUUAUUGAUAUCAUACAACAAUAUCGGCUCAGUUCAUGAGAAAAUGGGAGAAAUUCGAGAAGCCCUACUUUAUUAUGAAAAGAUGCUUGUGAUUCAAAAAGAAACUGUGGCUCCAGAUGAUUGUGACUUAGCUGUCUUAUACGGUAAAAUGGGAGUCCUUUACAGUAACAUUGAAGAUUAUUCCAAAGCGUUUUCAUAUUUGGGAUGUGCUAUUAAAAUUGCCGAACAGUCACAAUAUUCUAAUCAAGUAGAUCUACGGCUAUAUCAAGAUACAUUAUUACUUGUAAAAGAAAAACUUUAA